Molecule: messenger RNA, 969 nt
Organism: Phytomonas sp. EM1
Lineage: Eukaryota; Euglenozoa; Kinetoplastea; Trypanosomatida; Trypanosomatidae
Source: the annotation of a GenBank genome assembly
GGUAAAGGAGUACAAUUCGAUUUGUUUGACUAUUUAUAUUCGCUGAUGCCCCCAUCGCUUUUGUCUUGUGCGCCAUGCUCACACCUGUUCCUUUUUCCCGCGCUGCGAAGGCGAUCCACGGCAUCACUGUUCUCACACGGGAGGCUAGCCCCUCUCCCUGCUUUUACGCUGCCUCCCUACCACAGUUUCACGGGGUUGGGGUAUUUCCAUGGUCGCGUCGAUAGGGUCGACAAGAAUCAUUACGCGGGGGAAACUUCGAGUUCGUCUAACGCAUCAAACCCAUUCUCGUACGGAAAGUCUUUCCAUGCCGGUGCAUUUCAUGGAGGCAGUGGUGAAGGCGCUCGCUACCAGAGUGGUGAGAAUCGCAAAGCCAAAGGGGGCGAAAGUCGAGAUUCCGCCUCCUCAUCUGAGGCUGAAGAAGAGGAACGCGGAAGUGAGAAUGCUCAUUGUGGCUCCGGAGAGGGCAAUGUCUACGGGAGCGGCACUGCAACCUCGCGUGAACGGCGAGGGAUAAUCAAGAAAUGGGAAAACGCUUUUUUUGGCCGCAAGCAAUACGAGCAAGGGAUGCGAGAACGGUUUCGUGAGGCUGUUAACAGCGAAGCUCAGGAAGAACUCUGUCGCAGGGAACAUUCGGAGUUGUUUCCACGAUGGUCCGAGGACGAAGAAGCCCCACUUGAGGAAUUUCUCACUCUGCCCGCGACGCUGCAACUACGCUAUAUCAUAAAUCGCCUCACCAUGGGGGAGCGGCGGAUACGCUAUGCGAUCGAUUACGGCAGCCUGUCAAUGAUGUAUCAGCUCAACCUAGGAGAGCUUAUGAUACGCGAUGCGGAGAGGCUGCUGAAUGAGCUGGAUUGGUCCAACGACGAUGUUCGGGAACGCAUUGAUGACCUGAAGGCAAUCGCCGUCCGAUUUAAAUAUGAUUACGAUUUGGAUUGAUUCAUACAGACAAUCAAAAAAAAGAAUAAAAAA